Messenger RNA from Purpureocillium takamizusanense, 1110 nucleotides. RefSeq lists its product as uncharacterized. The transcript has a single exon. Lineage: Eukaryota; Fungi; Ascomycota; Sordariomycetes; Hypocreales; Ophiocordycipitaceae. The record is from RefSeq and is a predicted model, not a curated record. The coding region runs from base 1 to 1110 and encodes 369 amino acids.
AUGGAAUCCACGGAGAGCAUCCACGGGGACUGUGUGACGAGGACCCAGAUCUUUACCCCGAUUGUCAUCCUUGUCGUCCUUUCUCUCUACAACGUCCUCGAGCUCAACGUCAUCAUCUUCACAACUUUCAAAAGCCGCAAAAGUCUCUACUUCUGGAGCUUUCUCGCGGCAACGAAUGGAAUUGCCCCCCAUUCGAUCGGUUUUCUGCUCAAGCAGAUAGUAUCGCCCAACUACUUCGUUGUCUUCACAUCCCUCGUCGCGGUAGGAUGGGUCAUGAUGGUGACGGGACAGUCCCUCGUUCUUUACUCCCGCCUACACCUAAUACUGCGAAACCCUUUCCAUCUGAGGCUGGUACUGGGUAUGAUUGUCAUCAACGCUGUCGUCUUACACAUUCCGAUCAUCAUCCUCAUGUUUGGUGCCAACAGCUCUAUGGCAGGCAUAUUCGAAUUCCCUUAUAGCGUUUACGAAAAGAUUCAGGUCACCGUCUUCUCACUACAGGAAAUCUUUAUAUCGUUGGUCUACCUGAAGGCCUGCGCGUCCUUCUUCGAGGUCCAAGGUGCUCUCCAUGGAAGCAGCGUCCGAGAGGUUCGCAACCAUCUGUGGAUGGUCAACGUGGUCGCCAUUCUCCUGGACAUUCCCAUACUCGUCCUUGAAUACGCCAACUUAUACCUCUACCAGACUGCAUACAAGGCGCUUGUGUACAGCAUCAAGCUGAAACUGGAGUUUAGAAUCCUCAAUCAACUGAUUGAGGUAACCAAGAGCCGCGACCACAACUCCGGCUCGAACCGGGCCGCCGGAAUGAACGGCCCGACUGCCAUACACAUGGGAACCAUCAAGGGCGUCAACGACAAUCACGGCACACACUCGAGAAUGGAGGCGUACGCAUACGGCAGUGAAGCAGGCCAAGGCGCCGCGCAUUCGGGUCCAGGCAAUGGCGUUAUGAUGACCACCGAAAUCGUGGUACAGCGACAGAAAAGACUGGAGGAUGAUAGUGAUAGCGCGGAGCACAGGUCAAUUGCGGGAGGGGAGGCCCGGAGUGGGACCCGAGGAGCCGUUGACGCGUCGUCGAAGACGUCGUCAGAGAUGAACCUGACUAGAAGGGAAUACUGA